Messenger RNA from Gavialis gangeticus (Gharial), 2742 nucleotides. It is a transcript of the gene DDX20, whose product is annotated as DEAD-box helicase 20. The record is from RefSeq and is a predicted model, not a curated record. Gene Ontology annotation, molecular function: RNA helicase activity; ATP binding; RNA binding. Lineage: Eukaryota; Metazoa; Chordata; Crocodylia; Gavialidae. Gene Ontology annotation, biological process: spliceosomal snRNP assembly. The transcript has 11 exons. Bases 22 to 2361 code for a protein of 779 amino acids. Gene Ontology annotation, cellular component: SMN complex.
CGCAGCCACGCGUAUUCCAAGAUGGCGGCGCCCGCGGUGGCGGUGCCUCGUUUUCGCACCCGCGACGUGUUGGUGCCCGGCGGUCCGGCCGACUUCGGCUCCCUGCUGCUGUCGGCCCCGGUGCUGGCGGGGCUGGAGGCCGCCGGCUUCCGCAGGCCCUCGCCGGUGCAGCUCAAGGCCAUCCCGCUAGGCCGCUGCGGCCUGGAUCUCAUCGUCCAGGCGAAAUCUGGCACGGGCAAAACCUGCGUGUUCUCAGCAGUUGCCCUCGACUCCCUCAUGCUGGAGAACCCAGCCACCCAGAUACUCAUCUUAGCACCCACAAGAGAGAUUGCUGUGCAGAUUCAUGCUGUUAUUUCAACUAUUGGAAUAAAAAUGGAGGCCCUGGAAUGUCACGUCUUCAUUGGAGGCACCCCUUUAAACCAAGAUAAAAUCAGACUAAAAAAGUGCCACAUAGCUGUUGGGUCCCCAGGUCGAAUAAAGCAACUUAUAGAGCUGGACUAUCUGAACACUGCUAGCAUCCGCCUUUUUAUUCUUGACGAAGCAGACAAACUUUUGGAAGAAGGCAGUUUCCAGGAGCAAGUCAACUGGAUUUAUUCUUCUUUGCCAGCCAACAAACAGAUGCUCGCUGUUUCAGCUACCUACCCAGAGUCACUGGCCAAUGCUUUGACCAGGUACAUGAGAGAUCCUACCUUUGUGAGGCUGAACCCCACUGAUCCAAGUCUCAUUGGGUUGAAGCAGUAUUACAAAGUUGUGAAUUUUCAUUCACUUCCUCACAAGACUUUUGAAGAGAAGGCUCAGCAUCUACAGGAGCUCUUCAGCAAGGUGCCAUUUAAUCAGGCUUUGGUCUUCUCAAACUUGCAUAGUAGGGCUCAACACCUGGCUGAAGUACUGACAUCCAAAGGGUUUCCUGCUGAGUGCAUUUCAGGCAGUAUGAACCAGAACCAGCGACUUGAUGCCAUGGCUAAACUGAAGCAGUUCCAUUGCAGAGUCCUGAUUUCCACAGAUUUAACCUCUCGUGGAAUUGAUGCUGAGAAGGUGAAUCUGGUCAUUAACCUGGAUGUGCCUUUGGACUGGGAGACGUACAUGCAUCGGAUCGGCAGAGCUGGGCGCUUUGGCACCUUAGGCUUAUCUGUGACAUACUGUUGCCGUGGGGAGGAAGAGAAUUUGAUGAUGAAGAUUGCACAGAAAUGUAAUCUGCAGCUCCAUCCUUUGCCAGAACCUAUCCCCCCUGGAUUGAUGGACCAGUUUGCAGAUUGGGAUGUAGAAGUCACAGCUAUGGCUCAUAUAGAAGCUUUGAAUCCUGGGACCUUGCCCCAUGAAAGGCCAGAGGAAGCAGUGCAACAGCCGCCCACAGGUAGUUGUGUGGAGACACCUCCACAUUCUCCUGCUGUUUCAAGUGAAAGUUCUUCCAUGGCCAAGCCAAAAAAGGCUCCUAAACAGAAACUACAAAAAGGCUGCUCAGAUGGUGCCAACUCAGAAAAAAGUAGCAAGAGUCCAAAGACUUUGAAAUGCAGUGUAGAGCAGAGCGGUCAAAAGAAAACUGCUCCCAAAAUGACAAGACAAAAUACUGAUCAGCCCGUGGACAAGGAAACCUUAAAAAACAUGUUGCCUAAGAUUCCUUGCCUGUCAUCUUUUAAGCGUCAGCAGCCUGGCAGUCCCUGGAGCUUUGCUGAAUUUCUUGAGGACUAUGAGUACUUCAUUAAGGAGGGGCUGGAGAAGGAGGUUGAAAUUGUAACAACCUACACUGGCCCAGGAGAGCCUUGCCAGCACCCUGAAAAUGGGGCCUUAGAAUGCAGAGAGAUGGAAGAAACUAGCCGUGUAGUAGUAGACAGUGCCCGGUUUCAGGAGUCGGACAGUGACAGCAGCUCCUACGCUUCCAGGGCUUCCUCCUGUAGUGUGGAAAACAAGUCAUGUUUCGAAGCUUCCUCAGAUGCACAGGAGAAAGAAAAUGUCAUUGCCAGUGAUCAGGUUCUUCCGAGCACCUCUCUACACCUCGCCCACCCAUCAAGACCAGAAGAGCUCAAACAAAUACCACAAGCCCCAAAGCAAAAUCCAGCGAGAAGGAAAGUGAAGAAACAACACCCCAAAAAGAAAAGCCCUCAUAAUCAAGUCCCUGAUCUUUCACAGGGAGAAGCUUAUGCUGACUGUUCAGAUGGCCCUUGGGAUGGGAGAAUGCAUGGCUCUCAAUAUGAGUCUCAGAGUUAUGAGGAAUACUGGAAGUCUUAUUACCAAGCAUGGCAGAACUAUUAUGCUGCAGCUCCACAUUCAUACUAUAGGAAAUGUUACAGACACUUCACCUGGAUGAGUGCUUAUCACACUAACUCAGUCUAUCUCCAAGAACUGCUGAAGAAUGAUGGGUGACAGCAUAACAUACCAAACAGGGAAGGGACUGAUUUAUGUGGAGAGUCCAUUCAUUCCAGGGAACAGCAAUCUUCUAAGCUCGAAAUGAACUUAGCAAAAUUAGCAGAUAUUGUCUGUCAGACAAAAGUAAAUGCAGCUUUUUGUAAGUAACCUUUUUUUCUGGGUAAAUCUGUUUUAUAAGCAUUCUAGAGAGUUGGAGCUGUGGCUGCGAUAACCUUUUAUGUUAAUAAAUAGAAACGUGUCUUGUGUGUGUAGAUCUGCAGUUUCUGUCUUUAAAGUAUUGUUGGUUUAAGGAGAAAUGCACACAGUUGAUGCAAGUUAAGGAGAACAGUUUGUGUAAGAGAUCAUGUGAUUAAAGAAGCUGAGUUCUAUAAACCAUCC